Molecule: messenger RNA, 1685 nt
Organism: Oryza sativa Japonica Group (Japanese rice)
Lineage: Eukaryota; Viridiplantae; Streptophyta; Magnoliopsida; Poales; Poaceae
Source: RefSeq, a predicted model, not a curated record
UCCUCCUUUUUCCCUUUUUCCCGUACAACCUCAACCACUCCCAACUCCACAUCUCUCUCUCUACCUUAUCUCUUCUCCUCUUCUCUCCGGCUUCCCACCGGCCUCUAGCUCCUCCCCAGCUGGCUUCCCCUCCUCCUUCCCCCUCCCCUGGGCGAGGCGGUGGCCGGGCGCGGCGGCGGCCUGGGCGACGGCGGCGGGGCGGAUGGCGGCAGCUGGGCGAGGCGGCCGGGCCGAUGCCUCGUCUCCUCCUCCUGUGCAUGGCGCCGACGCCUCCUCUCCUCCAGGCGGCUCUCGGCGGCGGCGGCCUGGGCGACGGCGGUGGCGGGGCGGACGGCGGCGGCUGGGCGAGGCGGCCGGGCCGACGCCUCGUCUCCUCCUCCUGUGCAUGGUGCCGACGCCUCCUCUCCUCCAGGUGGCUCUCGGCGGCGGCGGCCUGGGUGACGGCGGCAGCCUGGGCAACGGCGGCGGCAGGGCGGACAGCGGCGGCUGGGCGAGACGGCCGGGCCGAUGCCUCGUCUCCUCCUCCUGUGCAUGGUGCCGACACCUCCUCUCCUCUAGGCGGCUCUCGGCGCGCGGCUGACGACGACGACGAGGCGGCGGCCGGAAGUGGCGUACGUGUGCGCGACGACGACGACGACGGCAAGGCGGAGGCCGGGAGCGGGCCGACGACGACGAACAGGCCAGGCGGUGAGCCGGCCGCGGCAGCGAGCGGGCGAGGCGGCGGCUGGACGAGCCGGGCGCUGGGCGCGGCCGCAACCAAGCCAGGUGGCGAGCUGGGCGCGGCGGCGGCUGGGCGAGCCGGGCGCGGCAGCGAGUGGGCGAGCCGGCCGGCGAGGCGGCGAACCGGGCGCGGCGGCGGCCCAGAUGACGACGUCGACGAGGAGGACCCAGAUGACGACAUCGACGAGGUGAGAUAGCUGAUACGCCCAACAUUGGCCUAAAAGAUGUCGCCGGGGAUCGGUUGAAGCUACACUCUUGCUCUGCCUCGGUCUCCCGUAACCCGAAAAGGUUGGUUCUUCCCCUACAACCCCUACCUCUUCAUCUGUUGACGAAUAGAGGACGACAAAGAUCUCUCUCGCAAAGAAGCAAGAAAUGUAAGAAUGAAACAAGGCCAUGGAAAGUCCGAAUAUCGUGGAUGGACGUUGGAAUCGGCCAGCUGGUAAUGGCUUCGAUCUUCGUGGGGUCAGUCUUGAUCGAGAUGCUCUGUAUGAAGUUCUUGAAUUUGAAACUGCCUGCAAGCUGGUAUUAAUCUCAAUGAGAGAGACUUGUUGGUCAAUACCGAAAGAACCUACUUAUGGUGGUACCACCGUUUCCGGUUCGGCCAGGGGGCUUCGAAGAGUGAAUAAGUUCGCAGUGAUGUGUAAUUCAAUAUCCUUACCACGCUUAGAAUAAAAUACAAAGAAAGAUAGAAGGGUAUAACACAACCGCACGGGAUAAUCGAUUAUCCCGUGUGGUUGGACCGCCCGCAUGCGAAAAUGCUUAUUUUCCCAGACGAUUGGCUCCAGGCGGACCGGACAACCGCACGGAAAAAUCAAAAUGCCCGUUUGGAAAAAUCUUGAAAGUAGUAGUGCUUAGUGAGCCAUAUGCGAAAAUAAAGCUCGAUUUUUGCAGAUGGACUAGAUACGGUGUGGUUGUAAUCUAUAGGGGUCCUUGUAUAGAAAUAUCGUUUUAUUAAGUAUUUAGAA